UUUCCACGAUGUACAAAGUAAAAGCAGGAAACAUGGGUGGCCAGGAAAAACCAAAGAACCCAACCAGAUGGGUAGGGCAUAAAUAACAACAUUACUAUUAUUACAGUGGAACCUCGGUUUACGAACGCAAUCUGUUCCACGGAGGCGUUUGUAAACGGAGGCAUUCGCUCCCCGAAGGUACGCUUUUGCGCGUGCGCGAAGUGCCGAUAGAGCACUUCUGCACACCCGGCGCUGUGGAACCCGGAUGUAAACACUUCCGGGUGCGUGGCGUUCGUAAACGGAGGCGUUCAUAAACAGAGGUAGUUGUAAACCGAGGUUCCACUGUACUGCAAAUUGCACCUAGCCAAGGCUGCAUCUUAGGAGACAAUGUUGUCUUUCUGGCAGGGAUGAAGGUCCCAGUUACAUCCUUCCAACCCUUUCCAGGCUCACAAGCUCCCCACCCCAGAGCAUCGUGAUAUUUGCACAGCGGUUUUCCUGCCACGGCUCUACAUGCCGUCUUCGGUUUCCCAUCCCAUUCCGACGGGGAAGCUCUUUGCAUCGGCUGGUGGCGAAAGGCCAAUGGAGCCAGCUAUCGAGUUGAUACAGCCCAAAGUUAAAGCUUGAGGAGUAAGAGAGCCUCUUCAAUUUGGGAAUGCUCUCCUGCCGCCCUCCCAAAACCUCCAGGAAGGAGUGCACAAGACUUUCCCUGACUUAAAUGACAUGGUUUUCUCUAAGCCUCAGCAGUUCCUGGGAAUUUGUUUUUUUUUGGGGGGGGGGGGAGAAGAGAAUGAAGUGGUUUCCACCACUGAGAGGAGCAUCCCGACCCCCUCCCCCAUAGCAGCCAUGCCUCCCCAGUCCAGUCUGAUUAGACACCAGUCUUCCAUUGCAUUCCUUCUGAUCGGAGAGGAAAUGUGAGAGGUUUAGUUAUAUCUGAAGAACCGCUCUUCAGAAUGUAUGUAGAUUGUAAUUGCAUCUCUGUACGUGAUAUUAUAAAGCUUGGCAACUUGGAAAUCGUCAGAAUCGUAGAACUAGCAGAGUUGGGAGGGACCCCUGAGGGUCAUCCAGUCCAACCUCUGGUAAUGCAGCAGUCACAGCAAAAGGAUCCCUGAGAGACGGCCACCCAACCUCUGCUUAGAAACCUCCCACGAAGGUCUGUCCGUCACCUUCCGAUGGAGUCUGUUCAUCUGUGCCAAGGAUGGGGAUCCUGUGACUCCCAUGUGUUGCCACCUGGCAGCCCCAUUGAAUUCCAGUGUUCCGGGCUGCAUGUUCUUGCAACCCCACUGCCAUUGGCCUAGUUUCUGACAGGUUAUGUGUGUGUGUUUGUGCAUUAGACACUGGGAUCUUGGUGGUGGGGGUGGGAAUGUGGGCAAUAAACCAACCAUAUUCACAGUGUUUUUUCCAAAUUCAGGGAUGAUGUGGGGGAAGACUGUGCUGCUGCCCCCCCCCCGGGAUGUUGCUGAUGCCGUUCAGCUCAGCCAGAGAUCUGGGAGGGUGUGUGUGUGCAGUUCAGCAACAUGCCUAGGGCAGCUUCCAUUGCCCACCCUGCGCUCUUGGUCUGGCUUCAGCUGUGAGAGGGAUGGACUGAAUUGGGGGGGCAUGCAGGUGGGUAACCAAGAUGAUGCCCCCUCAAUGUUCAUCAGCCCCAAGAUCCAGCCUCAUGGGAGUUGCAGUCUGCCACAAACGAACUCUUCCUUGCUUCAUCCUAACCCAGGGAUGAGACGUCUCACGAUGCCAUUUUACAAAUCUCUGCUGCGGCCGCUUUUGGAAGACUGUGUCCAGUUCUGGUCGCCUUGUCUCAGAAAGGAUAUUACAAAGUGGAAAAUGCUCAGAAAAGCGCGGCCAAAACCCACCAAGGGGAUGGAGGGACUCCUCUUUGAACCCCAGCUGCUGGAAAGCGGGGGAGGGGGGAAGCGUUGCUCAGAUCCUGCUUGUGGGGUUCCCUUUGGGGCAACUGAUUGGCUGCUGUGAGAACUGGAGGCUGGACUCGAUGGGCCCUGGGCCUGAUCCAGCAGGUUCUGCUUACAUUCCCAUGGGAGAGGGCAAAGCUGGCAGAGAGAGGUUGCCCCUCCUCCUGUGCCCUCGGCUGCCCUUCUGCUUGCAGGCCAUAGGCUCAUCCUGCAGGCCCUUCCUGGCCAAUGGGAUGGGUUAAUUCCCCCUCUGCACCCAUUGGCUUUCCAGGCAACCUUUGCUCAGCUCGGUGGGGGGGUGAGAGACAGAGAAACCGAAAGAAUGAGCGCUAACUUAGAGAGGCACACAGAGCCACUGGCUUCAUCUUGGCUCAGUGGUGAGGAAUAACAGGAGUCGCAGCCCAGCUGCACUCUGCUUAGGCCCCUGUCAGAUGCUGCCUAUUCCUUCCCUUACUGCAUUUAUAUCCCACCUGCAGGGGCGUGGCUUCCCUCCCCCCCCAUUUAAUCUCUAACAGCCUUGUGAGGCAGGUUUGUCUGAGGCAGGCAGUGACUGGCCCACGGCUGAGUGAGGAUUAGAACCCAGGUCUCUCCCAGGUCCUAGCCCCACACAGUGCCCUCCUGUGCUACACUGGCCUUCCUAUUCAGACAGUAAGAUCUAGAAACUUGCUUAAAAAAAGUAAUAAAAAUUUAAAAUCUGCAGUUGCCAAGAUUCUGCAGGGCGCGGGGGGGGGGGCAAGGCUGCUUGAACCCCCAGCAACAGCCCGCCUCUUCUCCCCCUCAUUCCCACCGCAAUGACAGGACAGCAGACCCCCGGCAUUGCAGCGGGUUGCGCUAGAUGACCCGGUGGGGUCCCUUCCAACGCCGAGAUCCUAAGGCCGGGCGCUGCUGCCCUGCUCCGAAAAGGCGUAAAGAUAAGAAAAGCGGCGCGGAGCCCGGCAGAAGGAACCCCAGGUUGUCCCCAGGUUGUCCCAGGUAUUGGCGAACUACAACUUCCAUCCUGCUGGCCAUUCCCGGGAGUUGUAGUCCGAGAGCCCCCAUGCCCUUCUCCGAUAGGCGCUCCUUUUUGGCCUGCCUCGCAGGGCCCGGCGGUGGCGGGUCCCCGCGCGCGCCGCGCUCUGCACAUGUUCAGAGAGGCGCCACUGCGCCUCCCCGGCCAAGCCUUUCGUCGGCUGCCGAGGCUCCUCCUCCCCGCGCAGCCGGGCUCGGGCUCGUCGGGCCGGCGAACAAAAGCGGGAGGCGGCGGCGGAGGAGGAGCGACGGAAGGAGGAGGAGGAGGAGGAGAGGAAGAAGAAGAGGCCUCGCGGCGGCCGGGGCCGCAUUGAGGACUAGCCACUUGCGGGGCGACACCAGAUCCCUCCCGGCGAGCCAAGGUACGAGAGACGGAAUGGGGGACUCCCGGGUCACCAGGUGGCACAGGCUGGACCCCCUAAAUCCCUGGAACCCUCUUCCUGGGGGGGAUUAUCGCAAUGGCUCUCCUGAUCCCACUCCCGCAGUCCUGAACCCCUUCUCCUAGGGAGCCCUCUCGCAAUGGGCGCCCCUCUUUCAAACCCUUGUCUCCCUCCCCCCCAACCGAGUCCCCCCAAAACAAUCGCGCCGGUUUUCCGGCCAACUUGGGAAACUCCCGAGAAGGAGCCGGGGUCACCUUUUCCUUGCGCGUGCGGGGUGUGUGUGUGCUUUUUGAGUGGCCCUGAGGCUGCUGUGUCUUGGGGUGGGGUCCAGUCCCUCUUUCCUUCUUUUUAUUUUAUCUCUGCCAUUCCCACCCCACCCCUUUCCCCAAGGAGCGGGGGGGGGGGCGGCGGGCGCCGUCCUGGUUCUCCCCUUCCUCCUUUAACGCCCCCCCUGCAAGGUGGGUUAGGCUCAGAGUCAGCGGCUUGCCCUCCAUUUGAACUUCGUGGCCAAGUCCGGGAGGGGUGGGAUUUGAACCCUUGUCCCCCAGCUUUUAUCUCCACUGCAACCCUGCAAGUUAGGCAAGGGGGCUGAGCACCCCCCAACGGCAACAUGGCACCCCCAACAGCUUCUCCUUCUUCUCCGUGACCUGCCUUCCUGCCCCCACCCACCCCGCUGAAUCCGCCCCGGCUGCAAGAUGGCGCCGGCUCCAGCCUGCUCCCGGGACAUGCCAUGGAGGAGUCGCGUCCCCCAGACACUGCACUAGGGUUCCCCCCUUGUCAGAAGAUGGGUCGGGGCAGCCAGGGCAGAGAGGCCUGCCCCCUGGAGGGCGAAGGGGCUGCCGUCGGGGGCCUCCUCCUGCUGGCACUCAACGGGCACCCGAAACGCCGCAGGGCAGAGCACGGCAGCGACAACAACAACCCUGCGGGCGAAGGGGCGGCCAAGCGGCACCGAGAAGCCCCCCCAGAUCCCCGAGCGCCCCCCUUGGGGCGUCUGGCAUUGGACUACGUGGUGCCCUGCAUGAACUUCUACGGGAUCUGCGUCAAGGACUCGUUCCUCGGGGAGGUUCUGGGCGCCCGGAUUCUGGCGGAGGUGGAGGGGCUCCACCACAGUGGCAAGUUCCGCGACGGGCAGCUGGUCAGCCAGAGGGCAGUGCCCCCCUGCAGCAUCCGGGGCGACCAGAUCGCCUGGGUGGAGGGCUGGGAGCCUGGGUGCCAUGCCAUCGGAGAUCUCAUGGCACAUGUUGACCGGCUAAUGCUGCAGUGCGCCGGCAAGCUGGGCACCUACGACAUCCGCGGACGGACCAAGGCCAUGGUGGCAUGUUACCCCGGCAACGGCAGGGGGUACCUGCGCCAUGUGGACAACCCUCACGGAGACGGGCGCUGCGUCACUUGCAUCUAUUACCUAAACCGGCACUGGGACAGUAAGGUUCACGGUGGGAUCUUGCAGAUCUACCCCGAGGGACGCUCGUUGGUGGCCAACAUCGAGCCCGUCUUUGAUCGGCUGCUCAUCUUCUGGUCUGACCGGCGCAACCCACACGAAGUGAAGCCAGCCUACGCCACGAGGUAUGCCAUCACCAUCUGGUAUUUUGAUGCCAAGGAGCGGGCAGAAGCCAAAGGGAGGCACCAGCUGGCUCAGAAGAAGGGGGCAGAUCCCUCUCCCGGCGGGGUGCAGGAAAACGGGCCGACCUGAUGGACGGCCGGGCGUUGCCGCCGUGGGAUCCUGACCGCCAAAGACCCUACGCUCUCUUUGGCCAUUUCAAGCUGCCUGCCUUUGCUGCUGCCUGUGUCUGCUGCCGCUGCCCCCCCGACCCUGGCCGGCUGCAGCUGGAAGGUCUUUGACCACAGCCCAGGAGGAGAGGAAGAUGAUGAUGAUGAAGAAGAAGAAGAAAAAGAAAAAAGGGGCUGUCGAGAGGCAGCUGGACCUUGAGAAGAAAGGGUGUGUGUUUGUUUGUUUGUGUGUGUGUGAAUGGGCCCGGCAUCUGUAGGUGCAGCCCCCCCCCCCCCAGGGAGACGGUGGCCGUUGUGUUUCCUUUUUGCUGUGUCGGAAGGGACCCCUAGGUGCCGGGAAACCUCUGCCCAGCAGGACUCUCCCGGUCUACCCCUGCCUGUCCCCAGUUCCACCGCUUGGUCCUGCUCAUUUUAAUCCAUCUGCGAAAUGAGAGAGAGAAGGAGAAAGAGAGAGAGAGAGAGAGAGAGGGAGCGAGCAAGAAACGAGGGAGUGCGGAAGAGCAGAAAAAGAGAGGGGUGGCGAGAGAACGGAUGAGACGGAAUAAACAUCAGCUCAUGGAAA
Messenger RNA from Zootoca vivipara (common lizard), 5564 nucleotides. It is a transcript of the gene EGLN2, whose product is annotated as egl-9 family hypoxia inducible factor 2. Gene Ontology annotation, biological process: peptidyl-proline hydroxylation to 4-hydroxy-L-proline; cellular response to hypoxia. Lineage: Eukaryota; Metazoa; Chordata; Lepidosauria; Squamata; Lacertidae. Gene Ontology annotation, cellular component: cytoplasm; nucleus. Gene Ontology annotation, molecular function: ferrous iron binding; peptidyl-proline 4-dioxygenase activity; L-ascorbic acid binding. The record is from RefSeq and is a predicted model, not a curated record.